Messenger RNA from Penicillium antarcticum, 1065 nucleotides. Its product is annotated as zinc-dependent alcohol dehydrogenase family protein. Bases 1 to 1065 code for a protein of 354 amino acids. The record is from RefSeq and is a predicted model, not a curated record. Lineage: Eukaryota; Fungi; Ascomycota; Eurotiomycetes; Eurotiales; Aspergillaceae. The transcript is spliced from 3 exons. Gene Ontology annotation, molecular function: oxidoreductase activity.
AUGGCCGUUCAACAAUGGACCACGCCCUUGAAGGGCUUGGACAGUCUCACCCGCACCGAAGCCCCAAUGCCGGUGGCAGGCAAAGGUGAAGUCUUGGUGGAGAUCCACGCUGUGUCUUUGAACUAUCGUGACGUCGAAGUGACCAAUGGCGAAUACAAGCACCACAAAACCGCCGAACAAGAUGCCACCAUCGUGCCCUGCUCAGACAUGUGCGGAGUAGUGACGCAGGUCGGACCUGACGUGACGAAGUGGACAGUCGGCGACCGAGUCCUUUCGACCUUCCUCCCAGCCCAUCAAACCGGCCAGGUGACCGAGAAGAUGCUUGCUGGUAGUAUCGGACUGCCAAAUGAUGGAGUCCUGGCUACGCACCGCGUCUUCCCCGAAUCCGGCCUGGUGGCAGCUCCGAUGUUCUUGUCCGAUGUGGAGGCUGCUACACUACCCAUUGCUUCUGUCACAGCUUGGAUGUCUAUCAAUGGAAUGCGACCAAUGUCACAGAAUGGCACUAGCGGUGGGAAGGGCGAGUUUGUCUUGCUUCAGGGAACGGGCGGCGUGGCGAUUGCUGGACUACAGAUUGCUAAAGCCGCUGGCGCGAAGGUGAUCAUCACCUCCUCGUCUGAUGAUAAAUUGGACCAGGCCAAGAAGCUCGGUGCCGAUUUCACUAUCAACUACCGCACCAACCCCAACUGGGAAGAAGAGGUUAACAAGUUCACCGAGGGCCGCGGUGUUGAUAUCAUCCUCGAGGUUGGCGGUGCCAAAACCCUUCGCAAGAGCUUCGAUUGUAUCACCUUUGGUGGUCUGAUCAAUUGCAUCGGCUACGUUUCGGGCAAGAUGGAUACUGACGAGGAUCGUCUUAACGUCAACCUCCUUACCCUCCGCCGCACAGUUACCCUUAAAGGUAUCAUCAACGGCCCCAAGGAUCGCUUCGAGGAAAUGAACCGCUUCUAUCAGUUGCACCAGAUCCACCCGGUCGUCAACCGGGUCUUUUCGUUCGAAGAGUCCAAGGAAGCUUUCAAAUUCCUGCAGAGUGGCAGCCACUUUGGUAAGGUGGUUAUCAAAGUCCAAUAA